Molecule: messenger RNA, 717 nt
Organism: Aspergillus heteromorphus CBS 117.55
Lineage: Eukaryota; Fungi; Ascomycota; Eurotiomycetes; Eurotiales; Aspergillaceae
Product: putative 26S proteasome non-ATPase regulatory subunit Nas2
Exons: 4
Coding region: 1-717 (238 amino acids)
Biological process (GO): proteasome regulatory particle assembly
Cellular component (GO): cytoplasm; nucleus
Molecular function (GO): protein binding
Source: RefSeq, a predicted model, not a curated record
AUGGACGACAUUCAUGCUCCAACAGUUGCCUCCGGCCCUACGUCCGGAGGGCCCCCUCCCCGCGACCUGUCCAAGCUCGGCAUGGUCGACCUGAUGCAGGAGAAGGAACGCAUCGAAGAGGAACUUUCAGCACUCAGCAGUGUCCUCACCUCACACGGCGUCCGUAUGAGUACAUCGCUGACAACCUUCGAUGGCUUCCCCCGAGACGACAUCGACGUUGCCCAAAUACGGACGACUCGGACACGGAUCAUCCGACUGCGGAACGAUCACAAAGAUGUGAUGUCACAUCUCGAGAAGGGCAUCCACAACCACUUUGCGAAUUUGCAGCGCGCCCAGGCGGUGGCGCCAUCUGGUGGCAACGCGGGUGAUACUCCGGGAUUGCAAGCGAGUGUGUCCGGGAAUGCUGCUUCAGACGCCGGGGCAGCUGGGAUGCCGUUCGCGAAGGUCAAUAGUGUGGUGCCCGGCAGUCCGGCAGACCAGGCCGGCUUGAGGGCGGGCGAUACUGUGCGGAGCUUUGCCAGUGCCAACUGGCUUAAUCAUGAGCGCCUGUCGAAGGUGGCACAGGUGGUUCAACAAAGUGAAGGGCGUACGGUGGUAGUAAAGGUGUCGAGGAAGGAGCCCAACUCUACGAGCAAUAUCGAGCUAUCCCUGGAACUUGUUCCACGUCGCGAUUGGGGUGGUCGCGGCCUGUUGGGCUGCCAUCUGGUCCCAUUGUGA